Messenger RNA from Staurois parvus, 261 nucleotides. The record is from the annotation of a GenBank genome assembly. NCBI's taxonomy places the organism in Eukaryota, Metazoa, Chordata, Amphibia, Anura, Ranidae.
CAGUGGCGUCCUGAGGCAGGUGCGGGCGGUGCGGUCCGCCCUGGGUGACACCGACCACACGGGUGACAAGGGACCCGCUCCACAAAAAGGUAAGUUGUAAAGAAAGCUGACGAUCCCUGCAGGAUGGAUCGGAUCUGCGGAUUGAGCAUAAUGGAUCGGAGUCUGAUCCAUUAUGCUCAAUCCGCAGAUCCGAUCCAUUCUGCAGGGAUCGUCAGAGGGGGUGUCACCAAGUGUUACCGCACCGGGUUACACCAACCCUAG